CAGUCCAAGCAGAGCAUCUCAGCACUUACUCCCCAGGCAAACUGUCAGGCCGGACCUGGGUAAGGAACCUAACGGUUAGAAUUCACUUCCAUGACCAAUGUCAUCCUUUCUUUGGAGGUACAUUCACCUGGAAGAUUCCCAGUGUGGAGGGACUGUGUUCUGAGCAACGACUAAACAGAAGCUGAUGAAAUAUCUGGGAGUGGACAAUGAUUGGGAAAUCUUAUGUCCUGCUGUUUCUUCUUCAAGGCGUGGCAACAGAAGAAUGGACCAUGACAACUGCAGCUCGGAAGGCUAUCAGUGGUUCAUGUGUGGUUUUACCCUGUACCUUUGACUUUCCUUCGCACCCUUACAAGGCCGUGCAGGGAGCUUGGUUUAAAUACUGGUAUUACUGGAAAUACGCUGUCGUCUACAGCAAAGACCCCAAUUAUGGGAUGCCCACCUUUGUUGGACGUACAGGUAUAAUUGGAGACUUGGAGCAGAAGGAUUGCUCCUUGAAAAUUAACAACCUCAGGCCUGAAGACAGUGACAACUAUUAUUUUUAUGUGGAUGUGGAAGGAUUCGACGUUUACACCUUCAAAGAACCAGCCCAUCUAAAGGUUCUUGAUGUUCCUGACCGUCCUGAGAUGUUACUCCCGAGGGAUUUACGGGAAGGGACGUCAGCUUAUAUAAUCUGUAAAGCCCUCCACACUUGCCCUGAUAACCCUCCCAAACUGACCUGGAGUGAGCUGCCAUCUUCCUCAGUCAGUGACACCACAGAGAGCGAGGGCGAGAUUUUUACAGUGCUGACCUUUAACCCUUCACACAUACACCACCAUCAAACUGUCCGCUGUACUUGUGAAUACCCUCAAACCAACCAUCGAGUGUUCAACUCGGUCACCUUGAGUGUGAAGUAUGCACCACAGAAUCUCUCAAUUACUUCCCCUCAUAUAAUUCAAGGUUCAUCAAUCAAUAUAAAUGAGGGGAAUUCUGCAGUGCUAAUCUGCUCUGUUGAGAGUUUCCCAGCUUCUAAUCUGAUGUGGAGACAUCUUAAUGCCACAAUGAACAAAACAAGUUCCAACAAUGAGCUGUGGUUGGAGAUUCCUCACAUUGCACACAGUGAAACUGGAGACUAUCAGUGUUUGGCAGAGAAUGCACAUGGAGCAGUGGAGGGCUCUAUAACCAUCACUUUGGAAUAUGCACCACGGAAUCUCUCAAUUACUUCUCCUCAUAUGAUUCAAGAUUCAUCUAUCAAUAUAAUUGAGGGGAAUUCUGCAGUGCUAAUCUGCUCUGUUGAGAGUUUCCCAGCUUCAAACCUGAUGUGGAGACAUCUUAAUGUCACAAUGAACAGGACAAGUUCCAACAAUGAGCUGUGGUUGGAGAUUCCUCGCAUUACAUCCAGGGAGACUGGAGACUAUCAGUGUGUGGCAGAGAAUGAACAUGGAGCAGUGGAGAGUUCCAUAACCGUCACCGUGCAAUAUGCACCACGGAAUCUCGUAAUUACUUCUCCUGUUGUGAUUGAAGAUUCAUCAAUCGAUAUAACAGAGGGAAAUUCUGUAGUGAUCACCUGCUCUGUGGACAGCUUCCCAGCUUCUAACCUGAUGUGGAGGCAUCUUAAUGUCACAAUGAACAGGACAAGUUCUGACAAUGAGCUGCGGUUGGAGAUUCCUCACGUUACAUAUAGGGAGACUGGAGACUAUCAGUGUGUGGCGGAGAAUGAACAUGGAGUAGAAAACAGCUUUGUCACCAUCAAUGUGCAAUAUACCCCACAGGAGAUCACAGUGUCCACCAGUGCAGCCUCAGGUGGGAUCAGAGAAGGAAACAACGUCACAUUAACCUGCUCCAGUGAAAGUGUCCCGUCGAUAUCUCAUUACACCUGGUUCAGGAUCGAGGGAAACGCCAGCACCCAAUUAAACACAAACAGCUGGAUUCUCUCCUUCACUCCAGUAACACGGGGGGAUGAUGCAGGUUUCUAUUGCACAGCAACAAACCCAUUGGGUAACAGCAGCUCCAACACAACCCACCUGAAUGUGGAAUAUGGUCCAGAGCUUUCCCAGGAGUCAGAAUGUGCUUGGAGGGCAGAUGGGAUCGCCUGCAUUUGUGUGGCCAGUUCUAACCCUCCUGGAGACCUCACCUGGCACCUGCCCCAUGCCAACCUCAGUGGUAACCAAACACGCGGAGGUUUUGUGUCACAGCAACUCAGAGCGGGACAUCUGGUGAUGAGCUCACUGUUCCUUAUGGGACACCAGGAUGAAGAGGAAUUGAUGGCAUCAUGCUCAGUUCGAAACCCACAUGGGGCAACCAUGUUCAAGGUGCAUCUUUGGGUCAAAGGGAGAGACUCUAACAAAUGGAAAGUGGGAUUGGGCAUGACUGGAAUCAUGUUGAAUGUUUUCCUGGCUGGAAUAUUAAUCUUCCUGUAUGUGCGAAAGAGAAAGACAGCGACUGAGGAGACAGCAUCAAAGACCAAUGAGAUUGAAUUGACCUACAGUCAACUCUCUGUGAAACACCAGGGUUCAGAGAACACGGUGGUUACCGACCUUCAGAUCACAACCAGGGACACAACUAGAGAGGGAGAGACAUCAGGUCCCCAGGAAGUCUUUGGUGGUGGAGUGGGCGGAGAUGCUGGCCACCAAUAUAGAAUUAAAGACCUUCUCCAAGCCAACAUCAACUUUCUUAAGCUACCCAGCGGUGAUGAGACUGUGCAGAGGGACAAGGAUACAGAUUAUGCACAGAUCAGAUUGUAGCCGAACUGAGAAAGAAACAACGGCGGGGGCGG
Molecule: messenger RNA, 2752 nt
Organism: Stegostoma tigrinum
Lineage: Eukaryota; Metazoa; Chordata; Chondrichthyes; Orectolobiformes; Stegostomatidae
Product: sialic acid-binding Ig-like lectin 10
Exons: 12
Coding region: 207-2720 (837 amino acids)
Biological process (GO): cell-cell adhesion
Cellular component (GO): cell-cell junction
Molecular function (GO): cell adhesion molecule binding
Source: RefSeq, a predicted model, not a curated record